UAACCACCAAAGUGCAUGAACCAAGCCUCACUCCUAACCUCUAUAUAUACCUUCCAACUGUCCUACUUCUUUCCCCAUCCCCUUCUCCCAUUUCCCAUUUCCCAUUCCUUCUCACCAUAACAAUCAAUAAACUCACUGCAACUAUGCCUUCUUCUUCAGUUUUUGUCGUUUCUAGAUCCACAAUAUACCCAGAACAUCAUGAAUCUGUUAAUAAUUCCUUAAGACUCUCUGUUUCUGAUCUUCCUAUGCUUUCUUGCCAGUAUAUUCAAAAGGGUGUUUUGUUAACCCAACCCCCAACUGAAUUAACUUCCACUCAUCUUAUUUCCCAUCUCAAAAUUUCCCUUUCUAAAACUCUCUCCCAUUUCCCUCCCUUAGCUGGCCGUCUGAUCACUAAUUCCGAUGGCCACGUGUACAUCCUCUGUAACGACGCUGGCGUCGACUUUGUACACGCGAAAGCACCCCAUCUUACAAUUGCCACUCUAAUUCCACCAAAUUACUCCGAUUUGCCACUUUACUUCAGAAAAUUCUUCCAAUUCGAUAGUACCCUGAGUUACGCCGGACACUAUAAACCCUUAAUGGCUAUUCAGGUAACUGAGCUAAACGAUGGCGUUUUCAUCGGAUGCACGAUGAAUCACGCCGUCGUUGACGGAACUUCUUUCUGGAAUUUCUUCAACACUUUCGCUGAAUUUUCUAAGGGGGAGAAGAAGAUUACGAGACAGCCGUUUUUCGGUCGUAACACGGUGUUUGAUUCUCCGGCGGUUCUUCAGUUCCCGGAAGGUGGACCGUCGGCGACUUUCUCCGGCGACGAGCCUAUACGUGAGAAGAUCUUUCAUUUUAGCAGAGAAGCUAUUUUGAAGCUGAAAUUCAGAGCCAACAACAAAAUGGCAGUUAACGGUCAAAACGGAAAAACUAACGGGAAGAUAACACCCGUUAACAACGAGCCGGCUUUGCAAAACGGUGCGGCUGUGAAGGGUACGGCUUCGGAGAUUUCAUCAUUCCAAUCGUUGAGUGCUCAGUUGUGGAGAUCCGUGACGCGGGCCAGGAAGUUGGACGGGAGCAAAACGACGACGUUUAGGAUGGCGGUGAACUGUCGCCAUCGGCUCGAGCAAAAGAUGGAGCCGCUGUAUUUUGGAAACGCGAUUCAGAGUAUCCCAACGGUUGCUUCCGUUAAUGAGCUGUUAACUAACGACUUGAAUUGGAGCGCGAAUCUGCUACAUCAGAAUGUAGUGGCGCAUGAUGAUGCUACCGUGCGCCGGGGUGUGAAGGAUUGGGAAAGUAAUCCUAGGUUAUUUCCUUUGGGAAAUUUCGACGGAGCUAUGAUCACUAUGGGAAGUUCACCUAGAUUUCCAAUGUACGAUAACGAUUUCGGGUGGGGCCGGCCCCUGGCGGUCCGAAGUGGCAUGGCUAAUAAAUUUGACGGUAAGAUCUCCGCCUUCCCCGGACGAGAAGGAAAUGGGACCGUUGAUCUUGAGGUGGUUUUGGCACCUGAGACAAUGGCAGGACUCGAAGAGGACAUGGAAUUUAUGCAAUAUGUUUCUUAAAUAUUAGAAGUGUGAAAUUUCAACUGAACAACGGUGAUCAAGAGAACAUUUGAAAUCAUUAUAACCUCUUGACGACUAGGGUGUUUGUUACGAACAUGUUUAUUAAACUUUGAAAAGAAAGAAAUGUUUCCAACUUUUCUUUGGAUUUAUUCUUGUGGUAAAUUGAAUUGUUUAUGAUAAUAAUAUCAUCAAGGUGAAUUUAUA
Molecule: messenger RNA, 1745 nt
Organism: Nicotiana tabacum (common tobacco)
Lineage: Eukaryota; Viridiplantae; Streptophyta; Magnoliopsida; Solanales; Solanaceae
Source: RefSeq, a predicted model, not a curated record